CUACUGGAGUCGAGAAUAACCACCAGCACGAACCAGAGUCUACAGUCCAUAGACAGAAGGCAGUGGUGUCUGAUAUCUGCUUUCAGACAGGCAUGUCAAGCCUCAUGGACUUUAGCACACCAGACACCUCGGACAAAGGUAAGGCACACUCAUGCAUGCACUGGUAAAAUGCAGAGCUAAGCAUUCCUGUGACAUCCAGCCUUAUCAUACCUCUCAACCCUCCCGUUUUUCCCGGGAUUCUCCCGUAUUUUACCAUUCUAUCCCGCUAUCAUCCCGUUUAAAUAUUUUCCUGUAUUUCUCCCGUAUUUUUAAUCUUUCUAUAAAAAAAAAAAAUCCCACUGGGUGUAAUUGAUAUGUUUGCUACAUUCACCUCCGGUAAAGCAGGCGACAGUAUACAGAACAUUAGCUGUAACAUCUACAAAACUCACUCAAACGGCACCCGCCAAUAAAACAAGUAGAAGAAGAAUAGCGGUCAAAGAAGAACAGCAUGGAGGAACGUGAGAGAGAUGGCGUUGGAGUACCUGCAAAAAAGGCGAAAACUUUGUGCAAGUAUCUUGGUGUGUGUGGACCCCCCAAUUGAGUCAAAACGAAAAGGAAACAUAUUUUAUUUUUUAUUAGUAGUAUUUUUCUAUUUAUGUAUUGUCAUUUAGUUUUAGUUCAUUUAAUUUUUUUUUAUGUUUAACUUGUUAAUACUCUAAAUCCGUCACAACAGGUUGUUUGUUCUUUCACUGUUAAAAUCCAAUUGUCAAUAAUAAAAAAUGAAUAAAUAAAAAAUUGUGUGUGUGUGUGUGUGUGUGUGUGUGUGUGUGUGCAUGAAACAACAUGGAGCCACCAUCUGAGGACUCUUAAAGAAGUGCUGUUCAUUUCAACUAACUCAGAUGUGAAUAAUGCUAUUCUAUUCUUUUCUAGUCACCUCAAUUUUACUAUUCUUUUCAAAUAAAUUAAUUUAUUCAAUUAUAUUCUACUGUAUAUUUUAUUUACCUCAAUGCUCCUAUUCUGUACAAUUCUGUUCUAGUCCUCUGUUUCAUCACCGCAAUUCAUCUACCUCAUUCUAAUCAUGUCAGCUCUUCUGUUCACAUCAACGCUUCUAUUCUAUUCUAUUCUAUUCUAUCAGUCUACUCAAAUAUACUGUAGACUAUUGUCUAUUUUAUUCACUUCAAUUCUAGUUGAAGUUUUGAGAACAACUUCAGGCAAAUGAAAAAUGGGGAAACUAGCUAACAAAUGAAUGACAAUUUCUGAGUUUGUUAAUUUCAUGAGAGUGGUUUGUUCUGAAAUCUUCUCAUAAACACAGUGAAUAUACAACCCUAUUUGAAUGUAGCAUUAGAUCCAUUAAUGAUCAUAGAAGAAAACAGAUCCAGCCAGUGGUUUAUUAUCUCCAUCUUUGCAUUACACAGUUUAAAAUAUUGCUCUAUGUGCUAAACAACAACUACUAUGCAGGCAAACGGUUCAGCACUGAUGGGGAGUGAUGGAGGGAUGAAGACUGAUUCUUUUUUCUGUUUUACUCAUUCGCUGGCCUGGACCAUGUCUCAGUUAAUGGCAUAUGAAUCCAUACUGCUGAGAUUUGGACGCAUUCAUUCUGCAACAGAUAAGUGCUCUCUGCCAAAUCUUCUCAGAUAUCCAUAUGAGCAUUUGACUCACAAAGACUACAAACAAUCUUUCACAUGGUUGUGUAUGUUUACUUGAGGGUUUUGUUAGGAACUGAGAAACCUAAAUGGCUGAUCUCCUGUGCACACACAGAAUGUUAGAACCUCGACACACAACAUUAGAAGCAGGCAGCUCAAUCAAGAGGUGAAUGAAAAGCACUGAUGAGUCAGUAAAAAUUUAAAGCAAUACAGCACUCAAGUGUCUGCAUGGUAUCUGAGGCUGACACAAACCCAUGCAGGGAGCCACGACACAACCCACUGUCAGGUCUGUGAAGGUUUACACACAGAUCUGACCCAUUGUCUGAAGGCAAGUCGCAUGUUUUGCUGUGGGAAGGCUGGAACUGCCACACCUCGGCCUGAUGAAGGGAAAAAAGGGUGAUAGAAUAUGUAAUUCACUUCAUUUACCAAAAAGGACAUAAAAUAUAGGGGGUAUGUCACUGUGUAAUUAGCUGACACGGCUGUCCCCGAUAGAAUGCAUGAAUGUGUAGACAGUGUGAGCUAGAAAGAAAUCAGCCCGACCUUACUUAUUCAUACCAUUUUGUGUGUUUUUCUUAAGAACGUUGUAGGGCUACUGGGCCUAGUUCCACAAAGAUUCAAAUAAUCUGCAAUAAGACAUUGGUUAAACCUAUAUUAAUGUCUUUUUAUCUUUGAAAGACAUAUGCACAAGGACAGGCCAUGGAUGACUGGCUAAGAGUUGUAUUGUUGGUUUCUGGCCAUUAGUUGAAGCAAGUGAUCCUAUGAAAUUAGAUGUACCUGCCUUAUCACCUGAGGAUUCAGAGAGCAAUUUCUCAUUACCCACUGAUGUGUGGAUGGGUGUGUGAGUUUGAACAAUGCUGGGAGAAAUGAAGAAACUUCCCCACACUCUUUCUCCCUCCCUGGCUGCUGGCCUGGGAGGAGUGAGAGAGAGAACAGGUUAUGGAAGCAUGUGGAGGGGGAGGGCAGAACAAACUGCCCGAGGAGACUGCCUGAGUAUGCAUGAGAGAGUGAGAGAGUGCACGCAUGUGAGAGAGAGAGAGACAGAGAGAGAGAGAGAGACUGUGCACAAAGGAACUCCACCCUGGUAACAGGAGGAGCCAGUGCACAGGGCCAUGUGCCGUGUGUGUGUGUGUGUGUGUGUGUGUGUGUUUGUGUAUGAAGUGUGGAGGUCAACUCAAGUUUUCUUGCUAUGAGAAGACAUACCGACGCUAGAUCCCACUGGAGCCAGUGCAGUUGGGGUCAUGAGGUGUGAAAUAGAGGAUGGCAGACCAGGUAAGUGUGUGUGUUUGACAGAAAGAAUGAGACAUAUUGGACUGAGUCACUGAUUCAGACAGGUAUGAUCAGCAUGAUUGUGUGUAUGGCUCUCCAUGUGCACUAGUUUGUGUUUAAUCUGAUUUGUGUGAACUGGUGAACUUUUCGCACUGCACCUGCUUUUAAUGAACAUGUGUUGACAACCUCUCAAACAGGGAUUAGCUUUUAGCUAUAUAUUUCCAGUGUAAGACAACACUUUGUGGCACAGCUGAUGUACUUUUAAUACUGUUCUAACUUUUAACCAUGACAAUUAGCAGGAUGUAAUUGUUUUGUGCUCUUGUGGUUUUGUUUCUGAUCGAUGUAACUCAAGUUGAGGGACAAUGAUUCACUGCUAUGCGUAUGAGCUGUCUGCAGAAUGCUGUAACAUACUGUGAUCUACUGUAAUUAAAGGUACUUUAGGGGUAUUAUGUGACCGCAGUUAAUAGGCCAACAUUGCAGUGGAAAUUUUUUUAAACAAAUCAAGUGAUUGUGCAGAUUUAAUCCACACCAUAAUUCUAGAUUUCUGAAGUAAUGGAAGUGGGGUUGCUGUCUCACAGGACUGGGUCCUGUACAUGAUUGAUUGUCCAUGGUUUAAGAUUGUAGACAAAUGUAUACUUAAAGUAUGUUACUUGUUUUGAGUUAUUUGCUAAAAUAUUUGGAACACCUAUUGAAGGGGUGUCACUUUUUAACUGACUAAUAAAUUGGAUAACCUUUUCUUUCCUUUUGCCAAUUUUUGUGUUUUUGCUAACCACUGAAGACAUUUGAGUUUGAGAUCCAAAAAUGAAUAUGAGACGAAUAUGAGAUCAGAAUUUCAUUUCCUGAUAUUUAUAUCUACAUGUGUUAAACAACUUAGAAGAUGGCACCUUUUGAUUGAACCCACUCAUUUUUCAAGUGAUCAAAAAUAUUGGAACAUGUGACUGACAGGUGUUUCUUGUUGCCCAGAUGUACCGUUACACAUUUUUCUCUUGGUUUCGCCUGUGAAGACCGCAUUUGUUGUAUUUAGCAUUGUACUUUUGUAGAUUUUGUAAUGUAAAUAUUUGUAAAUAUUAUAUACCAUAACAUCAAUACAAUAUCAAAAUUGAUUCAAAAACAUUUGUAACAUACUGAGCAGACCUGGAUGUUUUCAAGGAAAAUGACAAAAUUAGGUAUUAUUUUUGGUAUUGACAUCAGCUUAUCUGCUGUUAUUCAUACGAACAGUUUUGCUACAAUGGCUUAUGACUACAAUUGCUAAGAUUUGCUAAGCUUUUGGACUGCAAUUGCCACGUUUUGCACUCAAGUCUCCAUCAGUGAACAGUUGAUAACUUCAACAAAAUGACUUCAUAUGAAAACUAUAAUGAAUUUCCUGGUUACACAAUUGUACUUUUUGACUAUGUAGUACACAGGUAUAGAAGGGAAUUAUUUAUAAUCAUACUAUUUGGUGUCACCCAGAUGACAAUGGGUGAUAACAUGUAUACUAGUCCCUUCCGAAAGUACUGGGUCAGCAAUGUCAAUUCUUUUGUUUUUGCUAUACACGGAAGAUAUUUGAGUUUGAGGUUAAAAGAUGAAUAUGAGACGAUAGAUCAGAAUUUCAGCUUUCACUUCCUGAUAUUUACAUCUAGAUGUGUUAGACAAGUUACCAUGGGUAACUUGGGUAAUUGUUCUUAGCAACUGCAGUCUUUAGGUUAUCCAAGAACCUUCACAGCCGUCUUUAGGGUAUCCAUUCUUGGUCUUGAUGCAAAUUCUCAUGUGUUAGGUGACUUCAGGUGUGGAGUUUUGUUCUCAGGUCCAGAACGUACUAAACAUACAUCCAUUAUUUGAUAUCUUACAUUAAUAUCACAUUUAUUAUUGCUAGCAUAGAUUAGAUUGUUCUAGAAAUGUCCCUGUUGGGCUGUACUGGUUGAAAGUGUUGGGGCAAGCAGGGCACUGUGUGCUGUUGCAGUAGGCAGAUAUCAUGCCUAGCCUAUACAAAAAAGCAUCCUAUGAACAUAAAAAAACUAAAUGAAUAACUAAUAAACAACUGUGCAUAUCUUAGUAUGUAUAUUUGUGCAUAUAUUUUUCAAAGCUUGAGUUAUGAUGUUUAAACUGCAUAUUUAAUAGAGAGAGCAAGAAUGGCCUUACUGAGCAUGCAGAGAGAGUGUGGUCAUUAAAGUACAAGGCGCCAUGAAUUGCGUGCACACAAUUGUAUUUUCAAGUAUAUAGCAGUGAAACGAGCAUGCAGAGAAACUGUUGCACGUGAGAGCUAGGCCUGUUAUAUAGAAAAAUUUGAAAAUAAUAAAUGAUAGAAAAAUAAAACACUUAAAAUGAAAAGGAGAAACAAAUUCCAAUAGUUGUAAUAAAUUACAGUUUUUUACAUUUUACAGCUGAUAUUAAAAGAUUUAGUACAGAAAUCAUCUGUCUGUCAUGUGGCAGGAACGAACACAAAUUCAGUUAACGGAAGUUUUAUUUAACAUGCUGGCAGACAAAUCCAAAGAGUUAGGAAAAGCAUAAUUGAAUUCAUGUGCAAUAAGGGACUUCCAUGUGCAAUACAAAUUUAUUAUUACUGCCUAUUAUUAAUACUACGAUUAGUGUGCAAUACAUACUAUAUAACUACUGUACUUAAUUACCGUUACCACACUGGACUUAUCAUACUCAACAUUUCCAUUGCACUUCAAUUAACUUCACACCUGAUCUAAACUAUCAUCUUCACUGGUACAGUUCUACAUCAUUAUUUGUAUGUUUACGUAUUCAUUUUUAUAUAUAUACUGUAUAGGUAUAUAUUUAUUUUAUUUUCUUAUUUCUUUCUUUCUUUCUUUCUUUCUUGAGAGCAAUUGUAACAUGGCAAAGCAAUUCCCCCCUGGGAUUAAUAAAGUUCUUUGAAUCUUGAAUCUUGAAAAACAGGCAAUGGUCAGGCAGUCAACAAACAACAUGAACUAGGCAAGACUAUGGGAAAAUAGCAGAAAACCAGAAACUAGAUCAAUACCAGAGAUGUGUGAUAGCAAGAUACAAAAAGGCUUGGUAACAACAGGUAUGGAACACUGAGCCUAUACAUUGCUAUGAACCCAGUGAAGGGUGCGGGUGUGACGACUUGAGAGGCAGGCGGAAUGUCAGCAGAGCUAGGGGCUCGUGUUUAUUGUCACCACACUCUUCAGCACACUUUCCAAAAUUUAACCAAAAAGGGGCAAGCCAAUGAAAAAGUCCCAUAGUUGAGUACCCCGCCAUAUAGUCGGGACUGCCGUUCUUGGGCUUAAUGCAAAUUCUCAUGUAAGGUGACUUCAGGUGUGGAGUUUAAUUCUUAGGUCCAGAAUGUCCUGAAUUCAAUUCAAUUAAAUUUUAUUUGUAUAGCGGUUUUAACAAUGGACAUUACAGAAAUAAAUGGAUUCACAAAAAAUAUAUUGUAAAUAUGUGAAUUUAUCCCUAAUGAGCAAGCCAGAGGCGACGAUGGCAAGGAAAAACUCCCUGAGACGAUAUGAGGAAGAAACCUUGAGAGGAACCAGGCUCAAAAGGGAACCCAACGGAUAGUGCGAUUAUAAAUAAAUCCCUUCUAUUAUUGUGUACUAUAUGGACAAAUAGUGCAAUUGUGCAGCCAGUAAAUUCAUCACAGUUUUUGCAAGAAGUCCGGUUGGUUAAAAUCUAUCCACUGUCCACUGAUGGAGUCCUGAGAAGGUGCUCGUGGCAACUGCAGCCCCAAAGCCACUACAGCAAUCGCAGUCCCAAGCCAUUAUAGUACAGCCUGAAUUCACAUCAUUAUUUCAUAUUCUACAUUAAUGUACACACUAAAGUCGCAGGCCAUCACUAGCGCACAGCUUUUGUCCCAUUUAAGUUCAAGGUUCAUGUACAUGCUCCGUUUAUGUAUGAGUUUGUGUGUGUGCAUGCGUGUCUUGAAAACUUCUCUCCUGCUAGUUACAGGAGUCACUGAAUGCACAAAGAGACACAAAUAAGGAGAAUGGAGGUAAUAAGACACAGGUGAGAAUCAUCACACAUUACCUUCCAGUUCAACCCAGCUCCUCUCCAUCCACAGCUGAUGCUCGACCACGCCCCAGCUGCCACAUACCCCCACCACCCAACUCAGGCCAGGGAGCUGUUCAGCCUGCAGCUGACUCUCCCCGUGAAAGCUAACACUCCUUUACUGAAAGCUUCUGGCUGAUGUACAGCACAGGGGCCCCCAGCCCUCUGUCCAAUGCAUCAGUCUGCAGUACAAAAGGGAGAGAAAAGUCAGGAGAAUUCAACUGCAGGCCCCAACUCAAACUGCUUUUACCUGGCAAAAAGCCCACUCAUACGGCUCUGUCCACUGGAGCAGAUCUGGUGCUCCCUUUUUAGUGAGGUCAGUCAGCGGGUGUGUCCAGCCAGCCCCAGGAACUGCCUCACCCCUUUUUGGCCUUGGGUCUCAAGCAAGCCACAAUCACUGUUGUUUUAUCAAUUUGGGGAUGCACCUGCCCAUGGCCCAAGUGGAAGCCCAGGUACCGUAUUCCAUCUGGCCAGUUGCACACUUCUUUGGAUCUGCUGUGCGUUCCGCUGUCUCAGGGAUCUCAGCUCUCAAAUAUUGUAAAUGCUGCUGCCAAUCAUUACUGUGAAUGAUAAUGUCAUCUGAAAAAGAAGCAUCAUAUGCAUUGUGUGGGCAGAGUGUUCUGUCCAUUAGAUAUUGAAACUUCGCAGGGACUCCAGACAAACCAAACAGAAGGGUGACAAAUUGGUGUAACCCAAUCGGAAUGGAAAAGGUCGUUUUUUUCUUGAUAUAUUGGAGUCAAGGGAAUCUGCAAAUACUGCUUACAGUCCAGUGUCUUUGCCAAUUCAUGAGUUAUUUAGAGCUCAAUGAGGGUAGUAAAAUGAGUACCGUAUCUCCCGGUGCAAAGUCCCAUAGCCGAGUACACCGUCAUACAAUCAGGACUGUCCUUCUUGGGCCUGAUGUAAAUUCUCAUGUGUUAGGUGACUUCAGGUGUGGAGUUUUGUUCUCAGAUCCAGAAUGUACCAAAUUUCGUUUUUGCUGUUAGAACCUCUUGUACUGCAAAUGCCAGAGGUUCGAGACAUUUAUCCCAAUUCUGAGCAUUUUGUGAACGAAAUUACAAAUCAUAUUUUUAAGCAUUUAAUUAAACCGAUUAAACCGUUCGAACACUGGUGCAAAUCGAUUUAAUAAUUUCUACAAUUCUUAAUAAUUCGUACAGUUCACGAAGAGUGCAUGACAUUAAGGAUGUGCCCUGGUUCAUCAGGAUUCUGACUUAGGAGAUUACUCAGAAGAGUGUGUCCACAACAUACAUGCUGAGAUGCUGCAAAGAAGCACUGCUUCUGGAUGUCACGUUGCGUGGUCGACUAUGACUAACACAGAAGUCUUUCGAAUGGGACCUUGAUUAAGGUUAAUGGGUGCAGUGGUGACUUUAGAGCGGAUUUACCAGCUGACAUUUGCAACAUGCUGCACACCACCUGCGUACAUCACUGUGAAUGCCUGGCCAAUAAACAUGAGCCAUUGCAUGGGAUAGUGUUUUAUCUUGUCCUAGAUGCCCGUCAUUGGAUUAUACUGAGCCACCUUGAAUAACAUUUCCUGAUGGUUCUUCAGUACCAAAAAUUGGGAAUAACUGCCACCUCCAUUCUAUGCGUUUGCACUGCGUCAAGCCUUGCACUGAAUCAGCCUUUGGUGGACUAAGGUCUGACUACACCCCAAGUCCACCAUGGCCGUAAUGUGUAAUCUAUUGUAUACUCACUGGGAUGUGGUACGUUCCUGCUUGAUCAGGGGAGGCCUGAGGUGUGUCAAGGAUCUGGAUCAGAAUUCCCAACUCUGUGAGGGAGCACUGAUCCUGGAAAUGCCCAGCAUCCCCCCAGCACCAACAAACCUGCCGGGCUUUGCCCCAGCUCUGGUGGGCUCAGGAUGCUUCCCCUGUGGAGAGAGAGACAGAGCAUUGGAAGAUAGAUUGUUAGAGAGGCAGGGGAGGAAAAGGAAGGUGGAAACCGGGAGCUUGGGGCUUGCAUUUAUUUCAGCACACUUUCCAAAACUCAACCAAAAAUGGGGCAAACUAAUGAAAAAAUUGGCUGUCACUAAAGGUUAGCUGAUGUGUGCUCCUUUUUUCUUGCCUGGGUGUUCUUCCUGUACAGCAUCGACAAACAUCAGGUGAAUAGGUGUGAUCUUUUAUAUGCAGUUGCACUGUGUUUACUGUUUGCAGAUUAUCAUGUGUCUGUGUCAGGAAUGUACAGCUCUCAUCAGAAUACAAAUGGGCAUGCUUGUGGAUCAGUCUAAUGGUAGAAUGGUAAAAUUGUUUAUUAUUGAGCAAUAAACACUGUACUAAAGCAAAAAUCAUGCAAAUCAAUAAUUUAGACAAAACAGGUAAUAUUGUUGGCACCUACACGAAGUUUUACAAGUCCACUUAAUAUUACUGUGUGAAAAAACGGUUACAAAUGCUUCAUAAUAAUUAAAUUAUGAUGUAAAUAUACAAGGCUGGACAAAUCACAAUCCUGGAUGCCCAGGACAAGCAAAAGAUUUGGUAUAUAUUGCAUGUAAAUGCAGCAUCAUAUACGUAACUCUCCUGCUAGCACAAUACAUCACCUCACAGUUAAAAAAUGUCUAGAGAAAAGACGUUAGCCAGGCUUGAAUAAUAUCUUUUACAUGCAGUGAAAAGAAAAGAACACCUGAUCUCAUAGACAAAAUGUUUGCCAGGGUCUUUUUCUUGAAUACAGCAGAAUUAACAACAGAAACUUCACGACAAGCAGUACUAAGUGUGUUAAAAGAACUUGCGUAUGAGGCCUCCUUGGAGCUUUUCAAACAUGCUGCAGCUGCGUGAAUAUGGCCAGAGGAGGCACGAGCUCCCCGACUCCUCCCCUUGCUAUCAGGGGAAGCCCAGCUUGCCAUCCAGCAGCUGCUGUCACAGAAGCAGCUGGAGUAUCCAAAGUGUCAAGAGGGCGGUCCUGCAGCACGUCAGUUGGACACCAGAGGAGCACUGCUGAUGCUUCCAGUCACUGCAGCUCCACGAGGUGGGCCACCCCUUUGUCCAUGCACAGAAGAUGAAGGACUCCUUUCACCCAUGGUUGAUGGUGAGGGAGUGUGAUGCAGAACUUUUGGUACUGGAGCAAUUUCUCAAUCAACUUCUGACAGGAAUGGUUGGAGUGGGUGCAGUGUACACAGCCCACAUCCCUGGAUGAUGCUGUUCAGCUGGUGAAGGAUCGCUUGGCUGUGGUCCCUGGUCCAGGCGUCUCUCUUUUUCCUCACUCUAUCUCUCUUCUCCCUACUUCUCCCCAGUCCCAGCUCUGUGGAACCAAGGUACUGGGGCCCAAAAACCUCCCCAACCUCCCGCUUGAACCCUGUUUUCUCCUACAUUUCCUUGCCCGCCCCCUUUUCCUUCUCCUCAGAUGUCCCCCCAAGCUCCCUCUCUCUCCACAAAGAAUCGUCCUUGCCCACCAGGACUGGGUAAAGCCUGGGCAGAUUUGCAGGUGCGGCAGGGAAGCCAGGCAUUUCCAGGGUCAGCAUUCCCUCAGGGAAGGGGGAACACUAAACAGGAUCCCUGAUGUGCUGCAGGUCUCCCCGAUCAAGCAGGAAUUUACUGCACAUCAGUGAGUAUACAGAGGAGUACACAUCAGGCCUUGGUGGACUCAGGGUGUAACAAAACCACCAUCCAUCAAAGACUGAUUCAAAGCAGGGCAUUGGAAAAUGCAUGAUUGUUAAAAGUGAAGUGUGUGCACAGGGAUGUUGAUGAGUAUCCUCUGGUACCAGUCAUUAUUAAACUUUGGGGGCAAAAGCAUAGAGUAGAGACAGUGGUUAGUCCUCAUCUCACCUGGGUUUCAGGCAUUAGUAAGAGAAAUGUUUGUGGAUGGGUCCUGCAGGAGCAAGGCAUGGUGUGAAAUGUACUCACUGUUGGCUGGGGAGGUUGUGCUGGGACCAUCGAUGUCAGCUCCGGGGAACAAGGGGACACAGUGGGGGGGGGGGGGGGGGCUCUGCCCCUCCACCCUUUGCGAGGAUUCCCCUCAGGGAUUUGCCCUUGGAGCAGUCACGUGACGCGACCCUGAGGCAUGCCUUUGACCAAGUGAGACUCAAUAGGGCCUUUCGCACCACGGGAAACUUUUCAUAGUUCCUGAACUAAUUGUGGAACUACCCACUUUUUGGUGUUUUCGCACCUCCGGAACUGGGUGCGAUUUUAGUACCGGACUGCCUUUUUCAAGAACCAAAUUAGCUCCUACUCCGGAGCAGGGUCUAACCAGCACAACUGGUACUAUCUGUGACGUAAGUAGAUGUUGAUUGGCCAAACGUGUACGAAAACGCCCUCACACGUCAUGAUUUAAAAUGCCGUGUAAACAUACUGUAGUGUCAACUUAUUUCGCAAGUAUGUUUACGUUGUUCUUCUUUGAUUCUUUGAUUCCGUUGUUGAACGCAGAGCAUAAAUGAUGUCGCUGUCAACCGGAUACGUCACUUCCUAGUGCCCACUGUUGGUGCGAAUGCAACCCUUUAAACGGUACUGGGAAAUAGUUCGUGCAAAAUCGCCCAGUACUUUAGUACUGUAAAUUUAGUUCUGGAACUAAAGUGGUGCGAUGCCAUGGCUCUUUGCAACAUCUCGGCAGGCAGCAUUGCAGAGGACCUCUUCCAGGUUAUCUCCUGGUGGGCUGGUCGAAUGGUUUAAUCAAAUGCUUAAAAAUAUGAUUUGUAGGUUUAUUCACAAUGAAAUUGGGAUAAGAGGAUUGAACCCUUGUUGUCUGCAGUACGAGAGGUCCCACAAGCCUCCAUGGGCUUCUCCCCAUUCAAACUAUAUUACGGACAAAAGCUUGUGGCGUCUUAGACAUCAUUAGGCAAAAUUGGAAAAUUACUACAUUCUGGACCUGAGAGCAAAAGGUCACACAGCCAGUUGGAGAAGUCGCUUAUGAGGACAGGCAAACAGACAGAGGUGAUGGACUUCAAAUAUACCAUCUCAAUCUCCUGAAACCGUGGAGAGGGGUGGUUCCUGUGGUUCUGGCAAUGGUGGUUCCUGAGAGGGAGGAGCUGGGAUCAGAGGUAAAUCUAAAAGUUGUGGCCCAAUUCACCCCGGUCCCCUGUGCAGAACACCUCUCACCAUUUCAGAGUGCACAGGUUGCAAAGGGAAUUCUCCUAUGUGUUUUUGCCUCUACCUGGUUGCAUGUAGCUCAUAGAGCACCUCAUCAAGUCUCUUCCAGGUGUGGUGGUACUCAAAAAAUGUGGUUCGGGAUGAACUCACGGCUAUGCUUGGAAUGGAAGUAAUAUAGCAGUCCCACAGUGAUUGAAGCAGCCUGGUGGUCUUGGUGCCCAAGGCCAAUGGGAUGGUCCAUUUUUGUGUGGACUUUAGAAAAGUCAGUGCGGUGUCUAAAUUUGAUGCAUACCCAAUACCCAGCAUGCAUUUUUCAACAAUGGAUUUAUAAAACAGAUAUUGGCAGAUUUCCUUAACUCCAAUAUCUCAAGAAAAAAACUGUCUUUUCCAUUCCAUUUGGGUUACACCAAUUUGUCACCCUUCCGUUUGGUUUGUUUCGAGGCCCAGCAUCAUUUCAACAUCUCAUGGACAGAAUACUCUGCCCUCACAUUGCAUAUGCUGCUGCUUAUUUAGAUGACAUUAUCAUUUACAGUAAUGAUUGGCAGCAGCAUUUACAACAUCUGAAAGCUGUCCUGAGAUCGUAGAGACAGGCAGGACUCACAGCAAAGCAGAAUCUCACAGUAAGAGAGACUAAGUACAGCACAAUCAAAAAGGAGUGUCUGGCCAUUGGCACCCCUUUUACCCUUUGUUCCGAUCAGGCCCCACUCCAGUGGCUCCUCUGCAUAAAUGCCAUUGUGCGGAUCACUCGUUGAUAUCUGGCAUUUAAGCCAUUCAAAUUCAAGGUGGUCCACAGGCUAGGGGUACAUAUGUUGGUGGUCGGUUACCUCUCCUGCCAGGGGGAGUCAGCUGCAGGCCAGAUGUCUCCCCGGCUUGAGUCGGGCGGUGGGGGUAUGUGGCAGUGGCGGGGUUGAGCAUCAGCUGUGGAUGGAGAGGAGGAGGGUCGAGCCAGCAGGUAACACGUGAUGAUUCUCCCUUGCAUCUUAUUACUGCUAGUCUACUUAGGUGUUUUUUUUUUGUGCUUUCAGGAUGGCCAUAAAAAGAGAGAGUGAUACACUUGACGGCAUGUGCAACACACACACACACACCCUAUGGAGCGUGAACUUGACCUUGAACAGGGUGAAAGCCAGUGAUGGCCCCUUUCUUUGUUGGUUUGUCUUUUUUUAUUGAGUUGUUGAAGGUGUGCUGAAAAGCAUGGUGCAAUUAAACGCAAGCCUGGAGUUCUGCUAAAAUCUGUCUCCCAAGUCUUCCUCCAUACCCUUACGCACCUACUGGGGCAUCCAGACAGCAUGCUAUAAUCCAAACUAGAGGUAAUAAUAUCAUAAAAUAGUUUUUCUGCAUCAUGUAGAUAUUGGAUUUCUUAUUUUAGCAAUAUUUUGGGGACAGAUGAAAGCUAUCCUAGUAAUAUCUACAUGAGCUUCAAAUGAAAGACUGGAGUCAAUAUUUACACCAAGGUCUAUUACUGCUGCACAUGAUGCAACUGAAAGGCCAGCUAGUGUUACUAUGUAAUCAGAAAGCUUGCUUCUAGCUGCAUGUGGUCCUAGUAGAAGUAAUUUUGUCUUGUUGGAAUUAAGUAGGCGGAAGUUACUCAGCAUCCAGUGUCCUUUACACAUUCCUCGACAUUAAGCUGGUGUCUCUCAUCUGGCAUUGCUGAAAUAUACAACUGUGUGUCAUCAACACAACAGUGGAAGCUAAUACCAGGUUUAUGAAUAAUUGUAUGCAGAGGUAGCAAAUAUAGAGAAAAGAACAGUGUGCCUAGAACUCUACUUUUCUAUGCAUAGAGCACUCACCAUUUACAUCUCCAAAAUGAUAAUGAUCAGGCAAAUAAGGCCUGAGGCAGGAGAGGGAUGUUCACUUAACUCUAUGGUGUCAAAACCUGCACAAGCAAGGAGACACAACCCUGAUCAGAGGCCAGUAGUAGGUCAUAUACCACUUUAACUAGCACUGUCUCAGUACUGUGAUGAGGCCUAAAUUCUGACUGAUAGAUUUCAUUAAUGUUUUUCCUAUGCAAGUAUGAGCAUAACUGCUAUGCUGCAAACUUUUCUUGGAUCUUGGAGAUAAAGGGGACAUUUGCCUAUAGUUGGACAGCUGGCAAGGAUCAAGAUUGGGUUUUUUUAAUCAGGGCUGUGAUAACUGCUAAUUUAAAUGAUUUAGGUACAUAGCCAGUGCAAAGGAAGAAUUGAUUAUUUAGUAGAAGAGGUUUGUUUGUUUCUGGUAUUAUUUGUUUGAAGAAACAUGUAGGUAAGGGAUCUAAUACACAAGAUGAUGGUUUUGAUAAGGAAAUUAAUGAAAUUAAUUUAAUUAAAUUUCAUUAAAUUAAUUUAUUAAAGGAUUUCCUAAGAUGGCGCACUAAGUAAGGCUGCCUAUGUUAGUGCUUGCAACCCACACUGCAAUUUUUGUGUAUUUUAUCUUGUUUUUUGCACUGUUACUGAGUUAGCCCACAGACAUAUAGACUUUACUCACCACUCUAUCUCCCGUUUUCAUCCUGACCCCGACUGGCCUUUGGAGAUCACUGUGAGCCAGGUAAACAAUAGAUUUACUUACCUGAGACAAUGGCAACGAUGACAAGGAAAAAGAACCGGCAUGAGGAACCGGGUACGAGCCAGGGCACACACCACACCAAUGCCCAGCAUAUUGUUAGCUAAUAUCCAAUCCAUUGACAACAAACUGGAUGACCUUAGAGCCUGGAUACAGUUCCAGCGAGGCUUCUGGGACUGCAAUGCUCUUUGUCUCACCGAGACAUGGCUCACUACACUACUGGGACAUUUGACUACUACAAACAUCGCACCUGGAAGCAGCACUGGUGUUUAUCGGUGACAUUAACAAGGCUAAUUUUAAAAAAAAUCAUGCUGGAUUUUUAUCAACACAUAACCUGCAGUACACAGUUAGAAAGGACACUGGAUCAAUAUUACACAAAACAGAGACUGCUAUUAGGCAAUAAAAACACUGCCACUUGGUAAGUCUGACCAUGCCUGCAUUUUACUGCUCCCAAAAUAUAAUGUGGCGCUGGCCUGAACAAUCACAAGCCACACUACAAGACUCGCUGGAGGACGCAGACUGGGAGAUGUUCCAGCGCAGCUCUGAUGACAUCAGCAAGCUUACAGCAGCGCUGCUUGGUUAUACAGAGUUUCUGUUAGGAGGGACUAUUCCCACAUCUGCAAACUGUUACAGACUACAAACCCAAGCCCCCCACCAUAAAUAAUGGCAGUGCCUCCCUAGCCAAUGACUUGAAUAUCUUCUAUUCACGGUUUGAGUUUACCAGCACCAACACAGACCAGGAAAACCAUUAGUAUGAACCAUCAGGUCUAGCUGGGGAAGAGGAAAGACUGGUCAUUUCAGAGCUGGAUAUGAGGAAAGUGAUGCACAAAAUUAACACCAGAAAAGCAUAUGGCCUGGACAACAUCCCCAGAUGUAUACUAAAAGUCUGUGCUAACAAACUAGCACCAGUCUUUUUCACCAUUUUAACCUCUCCCUCAACCCCACAAGUCCUCCACCAUUAUUCCUGUCCCCAAAACCCCUGUGCCGAAUGACUGCUGUCCUGUAGCACUCACUUAUAUUGUGAUGAAGUGUUUUGAAAAGCUGGUCAGAGCCUACAUCUGCUCCUUCUUCCCCAGCUGCCUAGACCCAUUAAAGUUUGUAUAUCGGUCCUAGAAGCCCACAGAAAACACCAUCAACCAUACCCUACACACUGCCCUCUCCCACCUGAACCAGAGGAAAGGAAACUACUGUUUGUGGAUUACAGCUCCGCCUUUAACAGCAUCCUCCCCUCAUACUUCUGCAAAAAGCUCCAGAAUCUGGGGCUGAACUCCAUCUGCCACUGGAUUCUGGACUUCCUGACCGGACUGAACACCUGGGGUGGAUGUUAAAUCAUACAUCCUCCACACUCGCCCUCAGCACUGGAGCCCUCUGCUGUGCUCCCUCUACACAGCAUCCUCAGCCCCCUGCUGUGCUCCCUCUACACCAGUGACUGCAUGGCCACACAGAGCUCCAACAAGUUGGUGAAUUUUACCGAUGAUGCAUUGGUGGUAGGCACUAAGAACGACGAGAAGGCCUACUUAGAGGAAGUGGAUGUCCUCUCCACAUGGUGUCAAAAGAGCAGUCUCUCCCUGAAUGUCACCAAGAUUAAGGAGAUGAUUAUUUGGAGGAAGCAGAUGAGUAACUACAGCCCCCUGAUGAUCAACUCGGCCACAGUCUACCAUCUACGAUGCCUGGCCAGGCUCAAGGUCUCCCUCAGGGUGAUGAGGGCUUUCUUCACUGGGACUGUGAGUGUCUUCUCACAGGGAGCAUCACUGCCUGGUUUGGAGGCACCACGGCCCAGGACCAAAAGGCACUGUGCAGAGUAGUGAGGACAGCAGAGAAGGCCAUCGGGACUUCUCUCCCCUGCAUCACAAACAUCUACAACCAAUGAUGCAAGACCAGGGCCACAAGGAUUGUCAAAGACUUUCAUCAACCUAGACACAGUCUCUUCCAGUGUUCCCAUCAGGGAAGUGCUAUCAGGUCACCGAACAGACUCACCGAAACUUGGCAAUUGAAAACUGGAAAAAGACCAGGUGAUUUUUCUUUCUAAUCAUCAACUCUCCAGUUUGGUUGAGUCUGUGCCCAUGAUAGCCUUAGAUUCCCGUUCUUGGCUGACAGGAGUGGAACCCAAUGUGGUCUUCUGCUGUUGUAGCCCAUCAACAUCAAGGUUUGAUGUUUUGUGCAUGCUUAACCAGUCUGGUCAUUUUCCUCUGACCUUUCUUAUCAACAAGGCAUUUCCACCUACAUAACUGUCACUCAAUCAAUGUUUUCUGUUUUUCGCACCACUCUGCCUAAACUCUAGAGACAAUUGUGUGUGUUUAUGAAAUACUCAAACCCAUCUGGCACCAACAAACAUGCCAAGGUUAAAGUAAGAUCACAUUUUUUUCCACAUUCUGAUAUUUGAUGUGAACGUUAACUGAAGCUCUUGCCCUGUAUGUGCAUGAUUUUAUGCAUUGCACUGCUACCACAUGAUUGGCUGAUUAGAUAACUGCAUGAAUGUGAAGAUGUACAGGUGUUCCUAAUAAAGUGGACAGUGAGUGUAUGUAACUAUAUCUGAGAGGACUAGCUUAAUUUAAUGCUACAUAUUAAUUUGCUUUAAUCCAAAUUUCAUUUACAAUAAGUGCUUUAGAUGCAAGAGAUCUAAUAUUUAACAGUCCUAGCUUCAGAUCAAAUCAUGCUGGCUGUGCAUUCAGUAUGAUCUUAUUUCAUGUUAAUUAGGUUACUUACACAAACUUUUUGAGUGUUUCUACAUUUUCUUUUAGCUCGGGGAACAGACACAGUCUCAGUAUGGUGGAACCUGAGUGACAAUUCAAGGCAGCUAGCAGAUGGUCAGUUUAGCCUGCUUGUCUGCUCCCUGGCCUUGGCUCUGGACUUUCACUGAGUAAACAGGCCUGUUCUUUGACGAUGAGCUAUGCUGCAAGAAAUGGGAGCAGCACCUCCCCAAUUGGGAUGGAUAUGGUUCUGCCCUAACAGGCCAGCCUUGCCUUCAAAAUUACUCUAAUUAUUAAAAAAGCCCACAUUGUUUUCUGAACACCACCUGCAUAACUUGGGGUAGACUUCAUCGCCACACCACACUGGGAUGGAGCCAGAGAAUACUACUGCAUUGGACAUCGCAUUCACUAAUUUACAAACCUCUACAAUGUUACUCUUAGUAACUUCUGACUGACAAAAGUGUAUAUCCUUAUCUUCUAUGUGAAUAACCACCUUUGAAAACCUAUACUUGUGUAAGACCCUAAGAUUACCUGCUCUGCCUGGCACCCUGGCUCCCAGCACACAUCUAACUAUCGCUGCUAAUGCCACUGAAGUCCCAGCUAAUUUCAUGUGCCGUAAGUCUCCUAUAAUAGGACCUCUAUCAGGCUUCUCAGCGGAUGCUUCACUGAGGAGAGCAAAUCUGUUGAUGAAGCAUUGAUGGAGUGGUGGUCCCAUUGGUGAGCCUUAGCAAUGGCUUUGUGAUCAUGCCACUUUGUCACCACCUAUUUGCCCCUCUGUGAGGGCUCUAAUUCUGUAUCUGGAUGCGCACCUCUAAUGCUGCAAUUUUCUCGGUCAGAGGGCUAACUAAUAUAGAUUUAUCACAAAUAAAGCUACAGUAUUACUAAGGACUAAACAGCCUACAUUCAACACACUGAACAAGCUGAAAGUUUGCCAUGUUAAAUGUACCUAGGUCAAGAUUAUUUUAGGCAGAGCUGAUCUGGAUGGUCUCCGCUUGCUGUCUUUAGACAAAAAAAUGGGAAUGAGAAUCUGGCAGAAGAAGAAAGUGAAAAACACAAUAAAAGAAAAUGAUAGCACAAAAUUAUUGAUGAAAAAAAUUGUAUAGUUUAAACACUGACAUAGGCAACUCUCAGCAAAUGAUUUGUGAAAAGGAUAAAGAUAGAAAAGGAUAUUGAUAUGGCUACACAGAGUCAUCUUCUCCCUGGAAUUUCAUAUACUCUUUUCCUUUAGUCUGUAUAAAUGCACUUAACUAGUUAAGUUAAAUUAUGUUAGCCUAGGUUUCUGAGCUACCAAACAUGGGACCAAGCAAGCGCACUGGGGCUUUCACCAGUUUUCUGGUGGGCUAGCUAAUGAAUUGGUCAUUAAUUUACCCCUGAUAUACUCUAUAUGGCCAAAAGUAUGUGGACACUUGACCAUCCCCCCCAUAUGAGAGUCUUCCCCAAACUGUUGCCACAAAGUUGGAAGCACACAAUUGUCUACAAUGUUUCUAUAUAUUGUAGCAUUAUAAUUUUCCAUCAACUAAGGGGCCCAAACAUAUUCUAGCAUGACAAUGCCCCUGUGCACAAAGUGAAGUCCGUAAAAAGAUGUUUUGCCAAGGUUGGUGUGGAAGAACUCGAGUGGCCUGCCCAGAGCCCUGACCUCAACCCCACUGAACACCUUUGGGGUGAACUGGAACACUGACUACACAACAGGCCUCCUCGCAUCAGCACCUGACCUCACUAAAGCUCUUGUGGCUGAAUGAGCAAAUCUCCACAGCCACUUUCCAAAAUCUAAUGGAAAGCCUUGUGAGGAGAUUUCUUCAUCCUGACAGGGGCACUUUAAUUACUGCAGUCUAACUGUGACCUCGCUCGGAACAGGAGUCAGAUAGCUACCUGAAUAACACUGGAACACACAGUUGAUCAGUCUAGCUACAACAUGAGGCCUUUUUAGGAAGGAACACGCUUAAGGAACACGCUUAAUUCUAUCCUCACUGCACUGAGAGGAGAUUUCUUUGUCCUAACAGGGGUGAAUUAAUUUAACAUUUACUGCAGUUUAACACUAGGGAAGCAAACCGAGUUAUCACUUUCUAUCUAUUCACACAGCAAGCUGGCUGAAUGCACACACAUUAAAUGCACAUCACACAUUAACACAUUAGUCUGGUCUUUUCUGUCUCUGAUCUAUUAUCCACAAUAACAGAAAAGAUACACACCUGUGACUUGGUCAGUGCUUACAAUUUAGAUUAAACUGCCCGCAUCUUCCACCAAUAUGUAAGGAAAUUAGCUGUUUAGGUUAAGCUGAUGUAUUCUCCACCAAAAUAUGUAGGAGAUUAGCAGAUCAGCUCAGAAGGGGAAAUUUUGUAAAGUUAUUAUUUUAAUAGCUGAUCAACUAUUCGUCUAGCGAUAAGUUGAAAUUAGUGUAUUUAUUAAUUGUGUAUGGGAUAUUACCUCCGUGGCCACCGGCAAUAAUAUCCUAAAUAUAGUGAAACACUAUAUUAAGAGCACAGUAACAAGAUUGGCAGUUUAAGGCAGUAAAUUAUAAGCACAGAGACACAAGACACUUGCCCUUUAAAAAUCAGAUGAGACUUUGUUACUAUUUUAAACACAGAAACUAAUCUAACACAAACACACGAACACAUGCACGCACGCACACACACACACGUAAACAGGGGUGAAAAUGGCUUUGAAAAGAGAGUGAAUGAAAUUCCGAGUUUCUAGCAGUUCUUAGACCAAGACCUGAAUGAACCAUCAACUUAUCAGUUUAAUUUAACAUUCGCUUCGUUUAGAAGGGCUUUAAACUUGUAUUAAAUGCACCAGUUCAGCGAGAAUCUGGAGGUACCAUACUUGCGUUUGUGUUUCCAGGGAUUCCCUCGUUGUGUUGUUGUUUGGAAGAAGUUUCCGGCGAUGUUGAUUGGUCAGCAGUCUGGUUGGCCUUAGGUAGCGUCUCAAAAGACCAAUGGGACUGAUAAACAGAGUGAGUUGCGAACCCGGCGGAGUCUCGUAGGCGGGUUGCAAAACUUUAACGAAUGGUUCACAGCGGUGCGAAGACGAGAGUUGGAGGCUUUGCAGGAACCAGUCUGGAUGCGGAGUCUCGGAGCAAGCGUGAUCUCCUCGUGAUGAACUUGUAAAGCUCUUGGUUGAUGAGACUUCCUUCAGAUGUGGAUGGAGACUCUCUUGAGCUGUUAGUUGAAGAGAACUCCUUGAAAAUGUUGGUAGAGACUCCCCGAAGAUGUUGAUGGACUCUCGCAAAGAUGUGUAGGAUGAGACUCCAAAGAUGUGUUGGAUGAGACUCAGAGUUUCCUUUGUGUCAGGGGGUUUUAACCCUUUCCAGUUGGGCUGACCCCAAAGUGUUUGCUCCAAUCAGCAGUAUCUUGGGGCAGGGUGUAAACUGUAUUUUCCUCCUCUGACACAAAAGGGCCUUUCGCACCACUUUAGUUCCAGAACUAAAUUUACAGUACUAAAGUACUGGGGCGAUUUUGCGCUAUUUCCCAGUACUGUUUAAAGGGUUGCAUUCGCACCGACAGUGGGCAUUAGGAAGUGACGUAUGCCGGUCAACAGCGAUGUCAUUUGUGCACGGCGUUCAACAACAGAAACAAAGAAGAACAAAGUAAACAACCGGAGGAUGGAGGACGCUGUGAUCGGAGCUGUGUUUUUGUUGUGUCUCGCAUCCAUCUAUCGCUGUUCUGCAUACAUAUGUUUACACAGCGUUUUAAAUCAUGGCGGGUGAGGGCGUUUUCGUACACGUUUGGCCAAUCAACAUCUACUUACAUCACGGAUAGUACCAGUUGUGCUGGUUAGACCCUGCUCCGGAGUAGGAGCUAAUUUGGUUCUCGAAAAAGGCAGUCCAGUACUAAAAUCGCACCCAGUUCCGGAGGUGCGAAAACGCCAAAAAGUGGGUAGUUCCACAAUUAGUUCGGGUACUAUGAAAAGGUUCCUUUGGCGCGAAAGGCCCUUAAUUAACAUUCUGGUCUCUGAGUUAUGUGCUUUGCAAACUUGACACAAGGUUAAGUUAGAACUUUGAUCAGGAAUUUUGUAACAUGCAUGUAAUACAUUGUACUCAACUUCACGUUAUACCAACCCUUAGGAAAUUCAAUAGCGAUCACACACAUACCAAACAUGACAUACCUGCUGUUAUUGAUACACUCACGAACACUAUGAUCCCUGUUAAAUGAUCAAAAGCAUCAUAGUGACCUGGUGGCUAUAAGCAUGAUACAUAUAUGGAAUUACAUUAAAAGAGGCAACGAGUUUUCAAACUAUGGUGCAUCAUCUUAAAAGUCAUUGUCCUUACAGGAGAUGUAAAGUAGCCUUAUGUAGUCUGUUAAAGCUGGGUUCUGUGGAAUGUGUGAAAGGUGGUGAACUUUGUGUUCCUGGGGAGAACAAAGGUCUCAUUCCAUGAGGGUCCUUGGUUGAGUCCCAGAGAGAACAUACACAUCGGGUAGCAGGCCUACAUACACAUACACACACACGCACACACACACACGCUGAUCUGAAUAACUACAUGUGAAACUGAAUGGAGGACAGUGUACAUGGCAUUUGGUACAUUAACCAUUCACAGGAUGUUUUUUUUUCUUCUGCAUAUGCUAGAGGAGCUCUCCUCUUGAAAGCCUUAAAAUCUAGCACAGUGCAACAUGUUCUUGCAUGGCUGGAACUGUCAGGUUGAUUGUGUAAUAUCCUCAGAAAGAUCUGCACUAACCACAGCACAAAUCUCUCAAAUCUGAAGAAUACUUAUGUGUAUAAUUCUGACCAAGCUGAAUGUUUUUGAUCAAACAUUACUUUUGUGCUUUAUCAAAAAAGAAAGUAAUAUAAAAGAGUCUGAAUGGAAGGGGAUUGGAAUAAUGCAGUGUAGUGAUUAGUGUUUUAUGGACCUUCUCUCUUGUCCACAGAGAGCUCUUUUGAUCCAUGUCUGUUUGAACUCUCCCCAGCUUUCUGCUCGUAGCUGAAUGUCUAUUAAAAUAUGAAGGCACCAAAUGGGUGCUUGUCUUGUGAAGAAACUAAUAGUCAUUCUUAAUGAGUUGAGAAGGCUUUCUUUUGUUUCCUUUCUUUUCCCACAAAUUUUGAAAUAUAGAAUAAUGCAGGAAUCAUUUGAAGUUCAAUGGGUGCUGCUCACUCAGUUCAGUCAGCUUGACCACUAAGUUCCGAGCUCUAUAGACAGUCAGACAGUGCAGCCAACACAGUUGUUCUAGGAAAUGAUUGUGGGCAAAUUCCAGCAAAGUGAUCUGCCCCUGUUUGGGCAUUUCAGAACACAGAAUUACAUCAUUUUCGACCUCCAUGCAUUUGAGGUGCAAAGUGGAGGAUAAAACAUGGACAACUCCAUGUUCAUCUUUUCUUAGCAACAAGCUAGCCAGCUAACUGUGAUGAGUGAUGUAUACUUUCCUCCUCAAACAAAUAUCUGUAUAGUCAGUGUUAUAAAACAUGUAGUUCUGAUCCACUUAUUUGAUUCAAUAAGCGGUGUUCCAAGAGUGCAUAUAUUUAGUAUACCUGCACUGGGACGUUUCACUGUUUGUAUCACUCUGCUCAUCUGUGUUCACCACAUAAAUUUCCAAUUCUAGCUAUAGUUUGUUGCUACGGUAGAGGUCAUCAUCAGCAGACAUGGCAAACGAUACAUUUUUCAUAAUUGUAACUUUUGACUUUAUAUAUGAAAGCUCAUCCAAUGAAGAUAAAACGGAAGAAGGGAAACCAAUUUCACCAGAUGCACCUUUAACAGGAAUGUACAAAUCAAUGUGAACUAGCUAGCCAACAGGCUAUAAAGUGAGUGUAGCUUCUUCGGGAUCUACACUCACCAUACACUUUUUUUAGGAACCUAUACACCUGCACAUUCAUGCAGUUAUCCAAUCAGCCAAUCAUGUGGCAGUAGCGCAAUACAAAAAAUCAUGCAGUUACAGGUCAAGGGCUUCAGUUAAUUUUCAUAUCAGUAACUCAAAUAAGCACUCUUUACAACAGUGGUGAAAUGCAUCUCAGCAUGCACAAAACAUCAAACCUUGAGGUGGAUGGGCUACAACAGCAGAAGACCACAUUGGGUUCCACACCUGUCAGCCAAGAACAGGAAUUUGAGGCUAUCAUGGGCACAGGUUCAUUGAAAUUGGACAGAUUAGGAAAAAAAAACUGGACAAGAUUAGGGAAAAAAAAUCACAAUUCCAGUCUUCAACUGUCCAUUUUCAGUGAGACUGUGCCCCCUCACAUUCAUGUAGGGCAGAGUAGGACAAACAAUAACAAUAAAAUUCCUGUAUCACUGAUAAUUAAAAUUGUGCAUCUUGGAACCUCAUACUAAAUUAUAGGUAAUGAGCUUUAGUAUCAAAGAUGCAAAUGUGGCUGUUUAUCAGCUUGUUAGUCCUAUAAAUAAAUAAACAGGCACUUUUGCUCUAUUCAAAGAUGCUUGAAUAUAAUCACACAUUUUUAUUACAAAAUUUCAUAUCAACAGUAAAGCACACCCGGUGUGAUUUUAUUCAUCUUUCAUAUUUUAUUCAUCUUUCAAUGUUUUGGUUCUAUGAAAUAAGGCUUUGUCCAUUUAUUCAGAAUGGAAACUUGAGUCACCUAUGUUUAUAAAUAGAGCUUUAAUUAAAUCUGACCUUUGCAAGUACUAAAUAAAUAAGAAUUUACCCCCAAGUAGAGUUGAUCUAAAUACCUGCAGAGGAGGUUGGAAAAAGGUUUAGUUUUUUACCUGAUUUUGACCCUGAAUAUCUUUAUAAAGAAAAACAGAGCAUACCUAUGUACAUCUACAUGAUACCUUUAAAAAUAGAGAAAGAACACUGAAAGACAACCUGCUGUGCCAUCCACUGUUGAAUUUGCAGCUACCCCAGACAUGAGCACAAAACUCAGCUUUACUGAAAUUUUUACCCAUUUACUUCCUCGGAUCUUGAAUAACUAAAUGUAUAUGAGGGUAAAUUGAGGCAUGCCAUAUGCAUAUGACAUGUAAAUAAGGUACUGCUGGGUAGAUGCUUGUGUCCACACAGCUCAAGCUGAUUAAUCAUUUAUUCUCAAAUCACUGCCUACAACUACUUCAUGAAUCAGAUGCCAAUUUGUUCAAACUCCCUUCCAAUGUCUCAUGUUUUCCAAGCAAGCAGUAAAAAGAAAAGAACCUUUUAGGUUUUUCCAGAACAUUUAAGUCAGUGGAGGUUCAGGCUCUUAUUUAGUAAUUGGAGGAAUAUCAAGUUCAAAUCUCUGGCCUUCCAGAGAGCCACUGUUGGGCCCUGAUUAAGCCUCAUAAGCCUCAACUGCUUUGAUCCUCUCUCUUUAUUACACAGAGUGUUGCUUUUGCAAAUGAAUAUUUAACUUUCUAUCAAUAAAUGUGGCCAAGAACUGCCUAUAGGAAGAGGCUUGUUUGACUUACAUUACAAAGAGCCAACCACAUUUACAUACCACUGACUGUUUUUGUAAAACUCUAACUCUUUAAACUUUUAUUUGCUUGUUUAUUUUAUUUAUGACAAUGUUCAAUACUAAAGGUUCUAUACAAAUAAAAAUUUAAUAGAAUUGACCUGAAAAACCUUUAACAGUGGGAUUUAAUUUUUUUUUUUACAACCCAGUGGCUAUACCUUGCCCAUCGUGUCACAUUGUUCAAAAGCCCCCCAAAAAAUCCUGUUUACUAUAGUUUUUUAAAAGCAAUAAGUGUUAAUUUAUUGCAUUACUUCAUGCAAAGCAAUACACUAGUAUUCCCACAUGUGAACAUAACUGAGCUUUUAAACAUGUUGGAUGAUCUGAUAUCCUACAUUAAUACCACAUUAAUUGUACGUAGUAUAGAUGAUAUUAUUUUAGAUACAUGGCUGUUGAGCUGUGCUGUUUGAAAGUGUUUGGAGCAGGUGGUAAAAUAAGUAAAGCAAGUUACAUUUCGGUUAUUUACUGGAAUACCAUGUUAAGAAGGGGUUAUAUAUACAUACACACACACACACACACAUAUACACUGCUCAAAAAAAUGAACACUUUUUAAUCAGAGUAUAGCAUCAAGUCAAUUAAACUCCUGGGAUAUUGAUCUGGUCAGUUAAGUAGCAGAGGAGGAUGUUAAUCAGUUUCAGCUGCUUUGGUGUUAAUGAAAUUAACAACAGGUGCACUAGAUGGGCAACAAUGAGACGACCCCCAAAACAGGAAUGGUUUUACAGGCGGAGGCCACUGACAUUUUUUUCCCUACUCAUCUUUUCUGACUGUUUUUCGUUUGGCUAGGGUCAGUGUCACUACUGGUAGCAUGAGGUGAUACCUGGACCCUACAGAGGUUGCACAGGCAGUCCAACUCCUCCAGGAUAGCACAUCAAAACGUGCCAUUGCCAAAAGGUUUGCUGUGUCUCCCAGCACAGUCUCAAGAGCAUGGAGGAGAUUCCAGGAGACAGGAGAGCUGGACAGGGCCGUAGAAGGUCCUUAACCCAUCAGCAGGACUGGUAUCUGCUCCUUUGUGCAAGGAGGAACAGGAUGAGUACUGCCAGAGCCCUACAAAAUGACCUCCAGCAGGCCACUGGUGUGAAUGUCUCUGACCAAACAAUCAGAAACAGACUUCAUGAGGGUGGCCUGACGGUCCGACAUCCUCUAGUGGACCCUGUGCUUACUGCCCGGCACUGUGGAGCUCGAUUGGCAUUUGCCAUUGAACACCAGAAUUGGCAGGUCCGCCACUGGCGCCCUGUGCUUUUCACAGAUGAGAGCAGGUUCACCCUGAGCACAUGUGACAGAUGUGAAAGGGUCUGGAGAAGAUGUGGAGAACAUUAUGCUGCCUGUAACAUCGUUCAGCAUGACCGGUUUGGUGGUGGGUCAGUGAUGGUCUGGGGAGGCAUAUCCAUGGAGGGACGCACAGAUCUCUAAAGGCUAGGCAAUGGCACCCUGACUGCCAUUAGGUAUCAGGAUGAAAUCCUUGGACCCAUUGUCAGACCCUACGCUGGUGCAGUGGGUCCUGGGUUCCUCCUGGUGCACGACAAUGCCCAGUCUCAUGUGGCGAGAGUAUGCAGGCAGUUCCUGGAGGAUGAAGGAAUUGAUACCAUCGAAUGGCCCCCAGGCUCACCUGACCUAAAUCCAAUAGAACACCUCUGGGACAUUAUGUUUCAGUCCGACGCCGUCAGGUUGCACCUCAGACUGUCCAGGAGCUCAGUGAUGCCCUGGUCCAGAUCUGGGAGGAAAUACCCCAGGACACCAUCCAUCGUCUCAUUAGGAGCAUACCCUGACAUUGUCAGGCAUGCAUACAUGCACGUGGGGGCCAUACAAUCUACUGAGUACCAUUUUGAGUUGCUGCAAUGAAAUUUCAGCAAAACGGACUAGUCUGCUGCAUAAUUUUUUCACUUUGAUUUUCGGAGCGUCUUUGAAUUCAGCCCUCUGUAGGUUGAUAAUUUUCAUUUCCAUCAAACGAUGUGGCAUUCUUUCGUUCCUAACACAUUACCCAUUCCAUAUCAGUGUAGAUAUCCAGCAUGACAAAGUGUUUCUUUAAUUUUUUUGAUAAUUUAUAUAUAUAUUUAUAUAUAUAAAACCCCUUCUUAAGGUGGUGGUUCAAAUAUGAUUAAACAAGAGCCUAGGCUACCGGCAGUUGAGUGGUGAGCUGGCUGGAAUUUGCUGUUUACCAAACAAGACAAAACUUUUAUAAUAAUUUUAUAAUUUAUAAUGUACAUAAACGUAUUACAAAAUGUAAUAAAUGCAACACACUAUGAACAGCCAAACCUCACAUACUUUGGGCCCUAUACCGCUUAGAGUAUAGUGAGUCUCCAAAAUGGUGGAGCACUUCUGUCUCUGUGGAGCGGGAAAAAACCAGGUUACUACUUCUUCCUUCCAUCUCCCUCACGUAACACAAAACAGUACAAUGUAACCUUUAUCAAACUAAAUGCUUGAUUGGCCAGGAGUACUACACCUUUGUUUAAGAAAACAUUACAUUGGUUAUGAAAUAAAAUAUAAAAAUGAAACAAGGCAUUCUGGUUAAUGUAGAUUCAGUGACAUGUAAACAAAAUAAAAUAAGUGCGUUUCAACAUUCUUGGCUUUAUUAUAUCAAAUACACAACACAUUUUAGGGGUCCCUAUACGCUCCCCCCAACAAAAAUCAAGUAUGCCCCCAUGCUGGUCAGGAUAAACACUACCCAACACUUAAAUGGAGUCCAUUGGUUUAAAGUACAGCUCUACUACUACACACAUUACACAAUGCUCUAGCAUUGCACCACCCAGCAUGCAAACUGUUAUAGCCACCAGAAAGAUACAGUGUGUCUGUAGCUACAAUAUUAACACUACAGCACCUGGAUAUAUACAGAUUCAAUAUGUGGCAAUCCCAGUGUAUCAUGGGUAAAUCUGGUAUUAGGCUUUCUGUCCCUGCUUGUUCUGUGCACCAUAGGAGGCACUACAUCUAUCUGAACUUCAAGACCCUCAUCAGCAGUAGCAGUAGUCUGAAAGGUACUUUCCUGACUUACAGCCAUUACAUUAUCAGUUACUUCAGCACUUCAGUCAUCGACAACCUCAGGUUGGACACCAGAAAGUUCACUCUGAAAUGGAACUGUUGGAACCUCUGAACAGUGUGAGAAUCAUGGGACUCUGCAGAUUCUACCUCCAUUAUAGGAGGUGCACUCUGUGACUCCUCUGUCACUUGAGGAGAAACCUUCACCACAAUAACAGCAUAACAACCAAACUCAGACUCAGAAUAUGAAGAAUUACAUUCUCUUUGAGAGGUGUCAGAUAAAAGUUGUGAAGUCUCUAACUCAACAGUCUUGUGCUUCUCCUUUCUACGCCCCAGGUGUGAAGUCUCUAACUCAACAAUCCAGGUGCUUCUCCUUUCUACGCCCCAGAGUUCUAGGUGAAGGAAUAGGUCUGGUGUCUACUUGGGGACGCAACCUGACUGCCUGUCCCAAAGGCACUAUAUGAUACAAAUGACACUGCCUGGCCAACCACCACCAACAGGCCUCAAACGUUACAUCGGAAUAUCUGGCAAUUGACUUUCCACAUCAUAGGGGUUAGCACUCCACCUAUCCGCAAACUUUUGUUUUCGCUUUAAACCAAGGUUCCGAAUCAAAACUCUAUCUCCAGAGUUUAAACUAUGGUAGUGGACUUUCUGAUCAUACCUCUCUUUAUUACUCUGAUUCAUCUUUACAGCAGUGGCUUGAGCUAACUGAUAAGCUGCUUGUAAUUUCUGCCUCAUUUUUGACACAUACUUCAAGUAUGACAGAUUAGGUAUCAUCAGUAGAAACACCAAAACACACAUCAACAGGUAAUCUGACCUCCCUACCAACAUAAGAAAAUAUGGUGAAUCACCAGUAGCCUCGUUGGAGGUACAAUUGUAUGCAUGAACUAGAUGCACUAUGUGCUGACUCCACUUACAUUUCUGACUAGGCUCAAGGGUACCCAGCAUGUCCAACAGUCAUGCUACACCACUCCUGUGCACGCAUCAUUUCUCUGGGCAGCUUGGAGCUCACUUAGAAUAAGCACAGGUGACUGGUCUGCAACUAAUGCAGUAGCAUGAGAGUAGGCCUUAGGAACAGCAGACACGUAUUUCUAUCUGUUGUACUGCACAUGGAUAAGAUAUAUAAUCCGCUCUUUCCUCUGCAGGCAGAGCACAGCUAGAUCUUCAGCUGGUUGGGUAUGUGGACGUGUGGACAAUGCAUCAGCAUCAGUGUUCUUUCCAUCUGGCCUGUAUUUCAGACUGAAGUCAAGGCUGACAACCAACAGUGACCAGAGGAAAUUGGUUUUGCUGACUUCAAAAACUUCGGGCGUAGCCCUUCAUCAUGCUCUUGAUACAAAACACCUCCAAGUCCAUCCAGGCUUGCGUCCACAUAGACAUAGGGUUUUUGUACAUCUGCAAAGGCUAACACCGGAGCCUGAGUCAAACAAGUCUUGAGGGUUUGAAAGGCAAUAUCACACUGGGUAGUCCGUUGAGACCCAAAAAGUUCAGAGGACUUGGUGUUGCUCACAGUGCUGCUGAGAGAGGAGGUCACUCAGCUGAAGGAGGAGGUGCAACUGCUCAGGCAGAUGAAGGAAAUGUUAAAUAAGGACCUUCAGGAGACGCAGGGCUGCUCGGCCAAUGCGCUGUCCGCUACUGAGCUCCGCAUACGGCUGGCAGAGAAAGAACGUGAGCUGGACCGUGUCAAAGAGGCCUUACAAGCUAUGAAAUGCGACCGUACUAGGUUAAAGGCAGAGAAGGCUGACUUAGUGAACCAGAUGCAGCAGCUAUACACUACAUUAGAGAGCCGAGAGGAACAGCUCCGAGACUUUAUCAGGAACUACGACCAGCACAGAAAGGAGAGCGAAGAUGCGGUGAAGUCUCUGGCGAAGGAGAAGGACCUGCUGGAGAGGGAGAAGUGGGACCUGCGCAGACAGACCAAAGAGGCCACAGAGCACGCUGGCCUCCUGCGCUCACAGAUUGACUUGAAGGAGAACAGAAUUAAAGAGCUGGAAGCUGAGCUAACCAUGGCCAAACAGUCUCUGGCCACCCUCACUAAAGAUGUUCCAAAACGCCACUCAGUGGCCAUGCCGUCAGAGCCGGUGGUGAAUGGUAGUCAGGAGUGGGUGAUGCAGGCUGAGCUUCCUCUCACUGCAGCCAUCAGACAGAGCCAGCAGACCCUGUACCAUUGUCACUCUGCAGACAGACAAGCUGCAUUGCGAAUCAGCCCAUGUCACUCACGCCAGCCGUCCAUCCUCUCAGACUCAUCAGCAGCUGAUGGUGAUCGCUCAUCUACACCCAGUGACAUGAAUUCUCCUCGCCACCGGACUCACUCCCUCUGCAAUUCCAUGGAGGACCUCGAGGACCAGAAGCGUAAGAAGAAGAAGGAGAAGAUGAGCCUGGGCUCACUCUCUCGAGUGUUUGCCCGGGGAAAAUCCCAGCGCAAGUCUCUGGACCCUGGCCUCUUUGAUGGUACUUCCACCCCAGAUUAUUAUAUUGAGGAGGAUGCCGACUGGUGAUUGAACUUGUGCGUGUGUGUGCAUGUUUGAGCAUGUAUGUGAGUAGGACUUUGAGUUCAUGGGUCUGUGUGUGUGUGUUCUAUAUUUGCUCAAAACCACAAGAAAGAGAAAGACCUGCUGCCUCAUUGAAGUGUACAUAAUGCACUUAAGAUAUUGUAUGUAAGUGAAAUAUAUAUUUAUAUAUGUAGGCAUAUGUAUAUAUGUUUACAUGCACACAGUAUAAUUUAUACAGUACUGUGCAAGUCUUAGGCACCCUAGAUUAUUUAGAUACAUUUUGUAUAAGAUGUUUAUUUUAUGUCUUCUGCAUUACUUUGUCAAUAAAUAGGAGCAAAUUUUAGGUUUCCAAUUAUUCAAUUUCCAAAACAAAAAAUUUUUACAAAGAAAUGUAUGUAUACCAUUAAAGAAAGUAGCAAAUUAAGUAAUAGUCCAUUUUUAAAAUAAAAAUGUUGCAAAGCCUGUCUGGUAUUACCUGCAUUAACAGAAGCAAACGAAACAGCCAAAGUGUCCAGAAUAACUGUGGCAGGUUUUUCAAGAUUCUUGGGAAAAAAUUACCAGCCUUUUUCCUUAUAAAACUGCAUGACAGUGUACAUAAAAGAACUGAUGCAGUUUUAAAGGCAGAGGGUGGUCAAGCUAAAUAUUGAUUUGGGUUGGUUUAAAAAACCAAUCAAUAUUUACUGUUUCCUUUAAUAGUAAACAGUAAAAGAACAUCCUUUAGAGUACAUUUUUAUAUAGAAAUGAUUCAUUUAAUUUUAGGCAUCGUUGCUUUAUAAAGUUUAUGUGCCUUUUGUACAGUACUGUGUAUUAUACUUUAUAGGCUCAUUAGCGUGUGAAUUUGUUGUGGUAAUGUAUGUCUCUUUUUAUAAACUGGACACUUGAAUUACUGAUGUGCUGUUUCUGACAGUUUUUGUGCACCUUAUAUUUGUUUUACAUCUGUCCUGAAUUCCUUGUUUCAUUUUUGUUGUUUUAUUUUUAAUUAUUUGCAAUUUAAAUUUCCUGUUAUUAGAUACUCUAUGGUCCACAUCCAUGCCAUCAUCGGCACUCUUUCCAAAAUUGGCUGUUUACUUAUCAUUUAUUUAUCAUUUAUUAUUACACAAAUCAAUGAUUUCUGACUCUGUGUAUACCUGUAGAGUUGCUAUUAAAUUAUCAAUAUCAUAUAAAAAACUCAUGGAAUAAACCUAGAAAUUAAACUGGACAGCACUCCUUUCGGGGAUGGAGGGGAGGUCAGUGCUAUGCUGAACAUCAGGGUGGAUCAGACUGUCAGUGUGUAACUGUGUGGAGUACACACUACACUACAGCUGUAAUUUUAAACUAUUUAUUAGAGUAAUAAGCUUUUUCUAGUUCUACUUACUAUAACAUUGUCACUCAAACCCAAGAAAAUAUUGAAAAUGCCUUAAUUAGGUAUUAUGUUUGGAUUCAAGAGCUCAAAUGGAAUAUAUAUAUAUAUAUAUAUAUAUUUGAGGUUUAUAUAUAUAAACCUCAAAUGAGUGCCAGAAGUUUCAAACUAAGGGAGUAUUGCCAUGUUCAACUUGUAUAGGACUGCUUUUACAAACAGAUCUACUAAAAAUAACCUGCAAAAAAAAUAAUCUGCAUUGUUUUCAUUACUUACAUCUAAUUUAUUUAGUAAUGAAACCAGUGACACCAUGCUUCUCUCAUCUUUGACAUAUCAAGUGUUUUUCUUUAAGGUUUUCUUUAAGCACUCCUCAUGUUGUUCUAAUGAGUUUUUAAGUUGUAAAGUUUGUAAUGUACAGUAUAUCUGACACAAGAGUAAAUCUAUUAAAGAUGUUUAUUUAAAGAGUAGGAACAAGGUUAUUUAAGUGAAACAAGACUACCGGUAAUUUCACAGACAAAUAAAAAGGUUUUAACAUUGUGGAAACAAAAAUUAUUAAAACAAUAUCAAAAAUAAAAGCUUAUUUUAAAAUAAAACAUAACCUGACAUUCA
Messenger RNA from Pangasianodon hypophthalmus (striped catfish), 31845 nucleotides. It is a transcript of the gene kaznb, whose product is annotated as kazrin, periplakin interacting protein b. The transcript is spliced from 8 exons. Bases 28977 to 29906 code for a protein of 309 amino acids. Lineage: Eukaryota; Metazoa; Chordata; Actinopteri; Siluriformes; Pangasiidae. The record is from RefSeq and is a predicted model, not a curated record.